AGGACACACCCUCCUCUCCUCGCUCUCCCCCCCCCCCCACUCUCUCUCUCUCUUUCACUCUCAUUGUUUCCCACACUGACUCCGCUUCGGAGCGGCUUCCCUAAACCAGCAGCCAUUCAGACGUUUCCACGAGAGGUCUGCACAGGGAGAACCCAUUCCGCCGCAGAGAUGCAACUUUUACUCGCUGCGCGCACUGGAUGAACACUUCCUGUAGCAGAAACGGCGUCUUUUGUCGUUUGUGCCGGCGGACCGAGCCGGAAGACAGCCGGCGGAGAUGAAGGGAGAGUGUGUCAUCUAAUUGGGAUGAGAGUUCAAGUCAAGUGAGCAGGCGGAUUGGACCCUUAAAGCCUCUUAACGCAGGCGGUGGCAGGAAUAAAGCGCAGAAAAAGGAGAGUCGUAUGAAGUGUAUGGAUUUAUGCGCUGGAAUCCAGAAAGAGGGCUUGCUGAGGUGUGGGCGUUUGGGGGGGGGGUCCUUGGGUCGCAAUAGCGGGGGUCAGAGCGGGUUCCUGUAUGUUCUCGAUGCCAUGAAGUUGCCUUAUAUGAGUUUGAGGGUUUGAGUCCGAGGAAGAGGAGACCUGCGCGCAGAGAAGACGCAGGAGGAGAGAGGAGGAGGAGGAGGAGGAAGAAGAGAGAAAGGUUGAGAGGGUGCCGCCGCUGCCGCCGGAGCGCACAGCGCGGUUCCAGAUCCACAGGGAUGGAGGGCACAAGAGCGCACAGGAUAACUCUGGUGGAUCCUGGAAGCAGAGGCGCAAAGACCAGGAGGACGCGCCUCCACCUGCAGCGGGCUGUGAUUCUUCUGGCUGUCCUGGCGGUACAGCCGCAGGGCGCGAGCGCUGCCGGGACGUUCGAGCUUCAGAUCCGUCACUUCCAGAACCCGCACGGGUUCCUGCAGACCGGAGACUGCUGCGACCUGCAGGCCGGCGGGGGACAGCGCUGCUCCGCUAGGGACCAGUGCGACACCUUCUUCCAGGCCUGCCUCAAGGAGUACCAGGCUCGGGUGGUCCCCACGGGAGCCUGCACCUUCGGCUCAGGCACUACAGGCGUCCUGGGUGGAAACUCCCACUCGCUCCGGCACCGAGGACACAACGCCGGAGGAGGAGGAGGAGGAGGAAGAGAGGAUGGGAGUGACGGACACAUUGCCAUUCCCUUCAAAUAUGCCUGGCCGAAAUCUUUCUCCCUGGUGUUGGAAGCUCUGGACCACGACAACGACACAACAGAACCAGGUCAGCUGAUCGAGCGAGUCCUCCUCUCCUCCAUGCUGAACCCUGGCGAACAGUGGCAGACAUACCGUCACCACGGACGCAUCCUCAGCCUGGAGUAUCGGCUCCGCUUCCGGUGCGACUCCAAUUACUACGGGCCUUUCUGCAACAAGUUCUGCCGGGCCAGAGACGACUUCUUCGGCCACUUCAGCUGCGAGCCGAGUGGCUCCAAGGUCUGCAUGGAGGGCUGGACAGGACCGGAGUGCAAAGAGGCGGUGUGCCGGCAGGGAUGCCAUCAGGCCCAUGGGUUUUGUACUGUGCCUGGAGAAUGCAAGUGCCAUUAUGGCUGGACGGGUCCUCUGUGUGAUCAGUGCGUGACGUUUCCAGGCUGUGUGUACGGGAGCUGCACCGAGCCCUGGCAGUGUGUGUGCGACGUCAACUGGGGAGGCCUGCUGUGUGACAAAGAUCUUAACUACUGUGGCACACACCAGCCCUGUAAAAACGGCGGGACCUGCACUAACACAGAGCCGAACGAGUACCAGUGCGAGUGCCAGGACGGCUUCCGAGGACGCAACUGUGACGUCGUGGAACAUGCAUGCCUGUCGUCUCCGUGUACGAACGGCGCCACCUGUGUCGAAGACCCCGACAGCUUCAGCUGCAUCUGUCCUGAAGGCUGGACUGGAAACACCUGUGCAGACGCGGUGAGACAAUGUGAUCGCAACCCCUGCGGCCGCGGCUCGACGUGUCAGGAGGCUCCCGGAGGUUUCCGGUGUCUCUGUCCGCCCGGAUGGACCGGCAGGACGUGCCAGCUGGACGCCAAUGAAUGUGAAAUGGACACAUGUGUCCACGCCCGCUCUUGUCGUAACCUGAUCGGUACUUACCUGUGCGACUGCCUUCCUGGAUGGACCGGGCCCAACUGUGACAUCAGGAACAGCAGCUGUCAGGGCUCGUGUUUGAAUGGCGGCCGAUGUGAGGACCUGCUGUCAGGGUCCAGAUGUGUGUGUCCAACUGGUUUCGCUGGUAAAUACUGCCAGAACGGUUUGGGUCCCUGUGACAGCGACCCGUGUCUGCACGGUGGGCAGUGUGUGACAAAGGAUGGAAAGACGGCCACCUGCGACUGCUCUGUGGGAUAUUCAGGAAUCUUCUGUGAGAAAGAAUUGGAUCCUUGCAAUCCUAACCCCUGCCAGCAGGGGGUGCAGUGUCACAGCUCGGAGGGAAGAUACAUGUGUGCAUGUCCUGAUGGGUAUUAUGGCAAGGAGUGUGUGAGCGUCAAAAGUCCUUGUGUUGGGCAAGAUUGUCAAGGCGCUAUGUCCGACACGACUCACGGUGGCCUCAGCCUCUACAUGAUCCUGGUGGGAAUCCUGGCUCUGGUGACGAUCUGUGGCUGCGUCGUCUGCACCGUCGUCUUCUCCCACCUGCUCCGCAAGAGGAAAAAGCAGCAGUCUGUCCCGCAGGAGGAAGGCAUCAACAACCAGAGAGAGUUUGUCAACCUGAUCAGAAACGUGGACCGCACCACUGGGUCCCCUGGCCCACCGGGGACCCCCGGGGCCCCUCUGCCCCCCGCCGCGCCUCACCCUGCAGCCCACGUCUCUCGUAGCUGCGAAGAGAUCGAGCUCACCAUGCCGCCUUCCCCGGCUCCGUCGCACCCCUCCCCGGCUCUGAAGCCAGCCCACGCCCCCAAACUGGACAUUUCAAACCGGGAGAGAGAGAAGCUAAAUCGUUUCCACUGCACAGACAAUCAGGAGCUGGAGGUUUGACCACGAUCUGGACUUCUAUUUUCAGUUUGUAGCACUUUUUUCGUUGACAGGACCACUGUCCCGUUCUUUGCAAUGAGUCCAGCGUGGCAUUAAUGCAGACUGGGGCUACCUUUGAACUUUAUAAACUCAGACGUGCUCUCAGCUGACCCUCGAGGAAGUAAUGCUGCUAAAUAAAGGAUCAGAGGUCUGUCGCGCAGUGCCGUCUUUGGGCAUCAUUUGGUGGCAAAAAAAAAAAAAAAAAAAAGGAGCAAGUUUGCGAAGUGUGACUGAAAUGUGAACAUUUAAACGACCCACCUUUGAGUGCCUGCAGUACAGCCUGGAGAACCCUGCGCCGUGUCCUGAUACGCCGUGUGACGCGUGCGGAAAAUGUCAUUUCCAUUUCUGAGUCGCUGCCUGUUUAGCACUUGAUCACAUUUUGGGUUGUUGAGUGCUUGUGAGAGUGUCUGCGAGUGAAUGAAAGAGUGUAAAUUAUGAGUGUAUGUGAGUGGGGGGGGAGACACAUUGCUUAAACAGAAUAAAACAAAGUUGCUCUUCUUGUCAUAAGGGAGUUUAUGGUCCUGAAGAAAAAGGCUUUAAAGGCCUCCUGUUUUUUUUUAAAUCACACACUGUUGCCUGUUUUGUCUCUGUAACACUGCAGUCUGUCAAAGAUGUAUGAUUUUUUUUAACUUCAUAUCGGCGUGUAAAAUAGCUUUUUUUCUUUUGUACAUGAAUAUAUUGUAUUGAUGCUGUUUUUGUAUGGUGGUUCAGUAUGGAAGUGUCACUGUAUUACUUUACUCUGUUUGUCCCUUUUUUUACUUUCCAGUCGGGAUGAUCAGCACACGUGGACUGUAAUAAAAGUGCAUUUACCAG
Molecule: messenger RNA, 3805 nt
Organism: Fundulus heteroclitus (mummichog)
Lineage: Eukaryota; Metazoa; Chordata; Actinopteri; Cyprinodontiformes; Fundulidae
Product: protein jagged-1b
Exons: 14
Coding region: 695-2956 (753 amino acids)
Biological process (GO): multicellular organism development; Notch signaling pathway; cell communication
Cellular component (GO): membrane
Molecular function (GO): calcium ion binding
Source: RefSeq, a predicted model, not a curated record